AGUCGAGAUCGGGAAUCGGGCGGUGUUUGUAAAUAUUAAGCCCGUUUGAUUUUCAUAUUUUAUUUACUCAAAUGGACCUUACGAUUAUACAAUAAUUCUUGGCUAUCAUAAGUGUGAAUUAUUUACCAGUGCUUAGAAUGAGUUGUUAAUGUAAUUAAAAGUGUUUUGAAUAAAAUUAUAAAUCCAAAAUUAAAUAAAAAGGUGGAUGAAGAUGGUGUCUUCCGGAGUGAAAAGCGGUCUGUUCAUGGGCUUCGGGUCAGCGCUGGUCCUUAUCGGUGCUAUCGUAGUAGUAUACUGGCCUUCCCUCUUCAUGGCUCAGUUACAGAGGAUGAUGAUCCUAUCGCCGACCUCAACGUCGUUCGGUAUAUGGCAGGAGACUCCAAUACCGAUGUACCUGGAAUGCUACAUGUUCAACAUAACGAACGCGGAUAAGAUCCUCGCGAAAGAGGACGUAAUACUGAAAGUGGAGCAGUUGGGUCCUUACGUGUUCAGGGAGUCACAUUCUAAGGUGAACCUGACUUGGAAUGAUAACAGCACAAUCACAUUCUACAAUCAGAGAUUUUGGCACUUCGACCAGAAUUUGUCGAAGGGAAGUCUUUCGGAUGAGAUUAUCAGCAUCAACCCUAUAAUAGCGACUGUGGCGUACAUUGUCAGACACCAGCCCAGGGUCGUCAAGGUGUCCGUUGACGUUUUCCUGCGAAUGUUCCACGACGACCUCUUCCUGAAGGCGAACGUCUCGUCCUGGCUGUUCGAAGGCAUCGAAGACCCGGUUUUGGAGAUGGCCCAAAAGUUUCCCGAUCUACCCUUGAAUAUACCGUACGACAAAUUCGGAUGGUUCUAUGAGCGCAAUGGCUCGAGGGAAUUUGACGGUUCGUUCAUAAUGAACACGGGAGCGGCGGACUUCUCGCGGCUCGGCAACAUUGAGCUGUGGAAGUACUCCCCCAGGACCGUGUUCAGAGACCACUGCGGAGACGUGAAGGGGUCCACCGGGGAGCUAUGGGCCCCAGAGCUGGGGCAACCCGAGUUGUUCGUCUUCGCGUCCGACAUAUGCACAUACCUGACACUGCACAAGAAGGAAGACGUGCUGAUAGAAAACAUAGAGGGCGUUCGGUACGCGGCCAACGACUCGCUGUUCGACAACGGACACAAAUAUCCCGCAAUGGCGUGCUACUGCGACGAGGUUAGGGACCGGGACUGCGUGCCCCCCGGCGCCCUCAACGUGUCCCUGUGCCGCCUGGGAGCCCCGGCCUUCGUGUCCCAGCCGCACUUCCUGGACGCGGACCCGUACUACCCCAGCAAGAUCCAGGGUCUGGACCCGCAGGAGGAGCACAGGUUCAGCCUGGCGCUGGAGAUGUUCACCGGGAUGCCGCUGGCCGUAUCCGCGCAGCUGCAGAUCAACCUGCUCAUCAGAGAUGUCUGGGGGAUAAGUAUCAACAACGUGUUGCCGGACCCGGACACGAUGGUGCCGAUGUUCUGGUUCCGGCAAGAGCUGCAGGUGACGCCGGAGUACGCGCACAUGGCCAGAGUCGCUCUUGCGCUUCGAUACUACACUCCAUACGCGCUCUACACCCUCACCGUAAUCGGCGUGGUCCUCAUAUUAGUAGGUGUAGUCGUACUAAUCAGAAGACUUCUGAAUUCAUCAGACACGACGCCUCUCAUAGAAGAAAGUGCGUCACAAGAGAAUCAACAAUAAUCGAAAAUUUAAUAUACUAUUUUAAAUAUAAAUAUUAAUAGGUACUUUCGGUUCGAAUUCUGGCAACC
This is a messenger RNA of Bombyx mori (domestic silkworm), 1761 nucleotides long. It is a transcript of the gene SCRB3, whose product is annotated as scavenger receptor class B member 3. Gene Ontology annotation, molecular function: scavenger receptor activity. Gene Ontology annotation, cellular component: cytoplasm; membrane. The record is from RefSeq and is marked provisional. The transcript is spliced from 11 exons. Lineage: Eukaryota; Metazoa; Arthropoda; Insecta; Lepidoptera; Bombycidae. The coding region runs from base 206 to 1693 and encodes 495 amino acids.